This is a messenger RNA of Notothenia coriiceps (black rockcod), 4266 nucleotides long. RefSeq names its product ankyrin repeat domain-containing protein SOWAHC. The record is from RefSeq and is a predicted model, not a curated record. The transcript is spliced from 11 exons. The annotation marks the transcript as partial. Gene Ontology annotation, molecular function: protein binding. NCBI's taxonomy places the organism in Eukaryota, Metazoa, Chordata, Actinopteri, Perciformes, Nototheniidae.
CCUCCUUCCUCUCAGAAACACAACUCAGCAACUCAUCCUGCAGACAGUAGCUCCCCACACACACAGAUCGAUCCUAAAUACAGAGAGGAAUUCAAACUCAUCAUCGACCGAAUCGCUGCGGUGAAGUCAGAGAAUGGUGAGAAGUAUCUUGUCCUAAAGAAGAAGUACAGGCAGAUGCUGCAGGAUCGAGACGCCAGACUUCACGGGGCGGACGGAGACGCUCAGAGAGGUUCGAGUCCGGCCCGCGCUCCGGCUGCUGCUCAGUGGGACGCCUCGGACCCCUCCACUUCUUCUCAUCAACAGAAGGACCCGCGGGACGAGCCCAUGCUGUGUGGAGAGCAGGACGAGGCUGCAGAGCAGACAGGAGCAGCCUCCAUGCAGCACGCUGUUCUGCAACUUCCUGUCAUCCAAAUCCAGGAACCCUGCAACGAGGACGAUGAGCUGGACAAAGAUUCGGGGUCAAAGUCCGAGUCAGAGCAGGACGAGGAGAGUACGGGCAGUAUGGGAUCGGCUGCUGUCGCUCUGGAUCCCAUAGAGAAGGAGUGGAUCUACUCGGCUGCAGGUGCUCGAGUCCCUGACCUCUCUCAGCUGCUCAGACAGGACCCCUCGCUGGCAAACAAGAAGGUAACCCCGCGCUGGAUUGGAUCUUAUGGUCAGCUGUCAAAAAGAAUCCACAUCCAUACCACAAAGUCUCUGAAAGAAACAGGAGCAACGGCUCUGCACUGGGCCGCCAAACAUGGCAACCAGGACAUGGCGGCUCUGGUGGCUAACGCAGGCGCUGACGUCAACACCAAAUCACAUGGAUACACACCUUUACACAUUGCAGCGUUACACGGUCAUCGGCACAUCCUAGACCUUCUCAUCGUGACGUACGGGGCCAAAGAAAACUUAAGGGACUACAGCGGCCAUCUUGCCGGCCAUUAUCUGAACAUCAGAGAACCCGAGGGUCCGGAGGAAGAGUGCGAGCUGCAGUUUCAAGUCACUCAGGCCAGGGAACGAAACAGGAACAGGAAGUUGGCGUCGUUGUUUCACUCCAAGAAGAGGUGGGGCUCAGCGGAGGAGCUGGCUCCGAUCGAGGAGGAGAGGACGGCGUCUCACCAGCUCAACCUGCCUGCCUUCAGACCCCGGAAGUUCUCACGCUGAGAGGAAGACAAACCAGGGACCCUCUCUGCUCACAACCAGCUGAUGCCUACAUGCAUAUAUAUCAGAUAUCACAAACUGGUUGUUUCAUUCUAACAUAUUCCACAAAGUCUGGAGAUGCCAAAACAUCCCCCUUUUUAAGUGCCAUUCAAAGUCUGUUUCCGGGGCAACAGUUACAAAAACAACUCGUGGCAACAGAUCAGAUCCACUUUGAUGGCACAGAGUUCACAGUUAUUCUCAGAAAAUGUUCAAAAGAGAACUUACAAAUGUUCCUAUUCCACAGCUACACACAAAUAUACUCGUGUGAAUAUGUGUCAACAAACAGUUGAUAACGUUACAGACACGCUCGCUCCCACAGAAGCUUAUCAUUGAAGUGGAGAUGUAACCCUAACCCAGGGGAUGCUUUACUUAUAUGUGUAUUUGAAAUAUGUAUGCCUACCUUAAAAGUAUUUCUUGAAGCCUUUACAUUUGAAGGAAUGUUGCUUUACGCCUUAACAUUUCAAAUGAGCUCAGGCCAUGUUCAUCGCUUUAGCUCGUCGUUGACCUCUGAUUGUGUUCAAGUGAGCAACUCUUGUAAAGCUGCUGCAGAGCCACUAUGUCAAGUAUACUUCGUCGUCGAGUGGCGCCGAACGACUGUUUAAAUGUCGAUGACGUCGUAUAUUUGAAAUAGCGGCUCCGCAGACGGUUUGCUCGACAUUGAGAAACGGCCACUGACUCACUUUCACUCUGUGAGGAAUUAAAGGGAAAGGAGUCCUGUGUUCUAAUAAACAGAUGAAACCUUUGAAUCGGAGCACGCUGGUGGUUUGUCUGUUUGGCUUACUACGUUGUUAUGUUCUCGACGCUAUGCUGAACAUCCAGAACUAUCUACGAGGUGUCAGACUGAUUUAACACAGCAGUAUGGUAUUCAAAUCAACUGGCUGAAACACGAGAAGCCAUUUUUAUUUAUUGAACUACUUUUUCCUACAAUUAAUUUGCAAGGAAAUGUUCUCAAAUAUGAAUCUUAGAGAAAUACUCUCUAAAGGAAAGUCAAUACCAACAGAAAGAAGUACAUACUCUGUAGUCCUCCCUAAUCAUUUAAGCACACUCCCUAAAGUCAAUACAACAUCUGUACUGGAGCCAGAUGCUUCUUGGAAGGAAGCACGAGUCUCAAAGGUUACAGUUUGCUUUGCAGAAUGUUUGGCCACUAGUGUUUCAAUGAGUUGUAGUUAGUGGGCUUAAACAAACAGAACCAUCAGUGUGUUUCUUUCAAUCAGAGACCUCCCAGAUGACCAGGAAGAGGACAUGUUCAUCACUAAGGCUAACGCUAACACAGACUGCAGUUGUGAUUGGUUGUCUGCUCCUCAGUGUGUUUGUCGUGAAGCAGGAAGCAUGUCGCUGCUGUCGUCGUUCAAGAGGUUUUCUGCUGAUAAGAGUGUUUUGCCCGUUGCAGUUUGAGCAGAUAAUCUGAUUGAUAAUCUGAUAAACUCUUUUGUCAGAGAGGUGAUUGUCACAGGACUGUUCUUUAUUGAUGCCCCCCCCCCUCCUCCUCCUGCAUUUAAAGUGCUGCAUUAACUUUUGCUACGGAAAUCAGUGUGUUCUGAAUUCUUCUGCUCGGGCUUUUGCAUUUCCACACGUUUUCAUCGGUUGUAAAAAAAACAGGUAUUUGUUUCUAAUUUGGUGCCAUAAGUGUAACAUCUAAACUGCCUCCAUUACAUCUUUUGCACAAUAUUUAUAUGAUGAAGUUAUUUUGAAAUAAACUGUAUUUUAUAUCCGGGAUUUUUAUUUCAGUGUCUUUUUAUAUUUGUAUGCAUUAACUUCAAUGAUUAGAUUUAGAUAGAGCUAGCCAUAGGAGAAAUGUGUCUUGGGCAUCGUAGUCAUAGAUACAGAACAGAGAUCACAUAUCACAUGGCAAAGAAACAAACAGGUACAGAACUUUCCCUAUUGCACAUUGAAUUCUCUCCAUAAUACUGAGUGACUGGGCUUCUUCUUCUCUCCUUAUACGAAGCAGAGAAGAAGAACAACUUCUUUCUCUCGACACAAUAACCCCGGUUUCUUAAGCUGCCUUUGAUCUUACUUUACCUACCUGACUUUGCGGGCUACAGAUGGAGUAAAUAUGGCUCCCUCUAACUCUCCAUACGGCUUUAGACCUUAAUUCCUGAUUAGCUGAAAAGGGCAGCACUUGCUUCUGGGUCUUGGAUAUCAGACGACACAGAGGCAAGUGUUUUUGUGCUUCAUUUUUGAAGCGAGGAUGUUUGGGGGAUAAGAGGGAGUUUCUGUAAUAGAUACUUAUCUUACUGCCCUCAAGCCCCUCAAACAAAGUCCCCCUCUGAAGAGAUUAUAACCCAGGGAGGGCACAUUAACUCUAAUCCCAUGCUUUGAGGCCUCGCACCCCCAUACCACCCUCUGCCCCACUUAUUCCAACCCCUUCUGUUGUUGGGGGGCUACCUUGUAUCUGGUGCAUGUAUGAGUAGGGCCUGUGGCUACACACGAGGGCUGUGUGUGUGUGUGUGUGUGUGUGUGUGUGUGUGUGUGUGUGUGUGUGUGUGUGUGUGUGUGUGUGUGUGUGUGCGAGUCAGGGGGGUGGAGUGACUGCUUCAAUAGCACGCUGACUCUAAUGAAAAGCAUUGAGGGGUGCAUACUGCUGUGUAACUGAUUCCUCUCUCUGAAGAGAUUAGGCGCUACAUUGUUGGUUCAGUUGCUCAUUUCCAUGAGAGCACAGCCUCCCACCAGCGGCUGCUCGCCUUUGUUAUUUUGAGUUGGAAAACACAGAGCCCAAUGUCCCGGGCUUCCUUGUUACCAUUGUUUCACAAAUAGGCCAAAAUGUAGAUGUCACGUCACAGAUGCCCAAUAACCUCAUUAGCUGCUCUCUGUGAGGCUUUAGAGGCCAAAUAAUGGAUGCAUGAACUUCAGUUUGUUCAACUGUAUGCAGAUUCUGUGUAAAAUUCAAAUAACAAUACGACUCAUAAAUCCAUUUGUUGGAAAUUAAACCGUGUUAAAAGGCUAACGAUUCUAGAGGGUUAAUAGAUGUAGUGUAAAGGCAGGGGAAACUCAACUGAGCUUAAAAAUAUAAGGAAUAGGAUAAAAAGGCAACACAUUACUUUAAGUUCCUCCAUUUCUGACUUCCUAACCAGCGUGUACACUUAUAUA